Messenger RNA from Armigeres subalbatus, 2594 nucleotides. Its product is annotated as protein gooseberry-like. The coding region runs from base 459 to 1850 and encodes 463 amino acids. The record is from RefSeq and is a predicted model, not a curated record. The transcript has 3 exons. NCBI's taxonomy places the organism in Eukaryota, Metazoa, Arthropoda, Insecta, Diptera, Culicidae. Gene Ontology annotation, molecular function: RNA polymerase II cis-regulatory region sequence-specific DNA binding; DNA-binding transcription factor activity, RNA polymerase II-specific. Gene Ontology annotation, biological process: regulation of transcription by RNA polymerase II; anatomical structure development.
AACGAAAAAAAAAAACGUGGGAAUGAUGAUGCCGAAGCCGGCCCGGGUUCGGUGGAGUAAAGAACCUGCCGAGCGGGCGAAUGUUGCAGUCAGUAAGGUGCUAGCCUCUCAAGGAGAAACAUCUCGUCCUCAUCGCAAGAAAACUGGUUUCGGUUUAGUUUUUUUCCUUUCUUCAGUCGUUGAGAACAUUAUCUUUGGAAUACAAAGCUGCAAGGAGGAGUGGGCGAGAGUAAACAGAAGCGAAGUGAUCGUCGCUGUCAAGUGAAUGUUUAUUUUGAUUGCUUUGAGGAGUUUAUGUUUGUUGGCAAUACGGACCGAAAGUGAGAGAAGUGUUUGCUUUUGGGACUGUUUAAUCGAUCGGGAAGUGUUGUUGAACUGAAAGUGAUACGAAAGUUAAUUUGGACCGAUAUUUGGCGAACGCGAUCAAGUUGGAGCUGCACGGUGAUCUAAACGACAGAAUGGCAGUGGCAAGUUUGAACAUGUCGCCGAUCUUCUCCGGAUAUCCAUUCCAAGGACAGGGACGUGUGAACCAACUCGGAGGAGUUUUCAUCAACGGGCGCCCCCUGCCCAAUCACAUUCGACUGAAAAUCGUUGAGAUGGCUGCGGCCGGCGUGCGGCCCUGUUCCAUCUCCCGGCAGCUACGAGUUUCGCACGGGUGUGUUUCGAAGAUUUUGAAUCGCUAUCAAGAAACGGGAUCCAUUCGCCCGGGAGUUAUCGGAGGAUCUAAGCCACGCGUUUCCACACCGGAGAUCGAGAACAAAAUCGAAGAGAUGCGUAAGGGUAAUCCCGGAAUCUACAGCUACGAUAUCCGUGAGAAACUGAUCAAGGAGGGAAUUUGCGAUAAGAAUUCAGCGCCGUCGGUUAGCUCGAUCACUAGAAUUCUUCGUGGAGGUCGUCCCGAGGAUGAACGCCAUGGAAAUCACUCGAUCAAUGGCAUUUUGGGUGGAUCUUCGUGCGAUGAGGAUAGCGAUACGGAAUCUCAACCUGGAAUCGAACUGAAGAGAAAGCAGCGUCGUUGCAGAACUACCUUCAACGGAGAACAGCUGGAGGCGUUGGAGAUCGCAUUCGCCCGAACACAGUACCCUGAUGUGUACACUCGUGAAGAACUCGCGCAGAAAACUCGCCUAACGGAGGCCCGCGUUCAAGUGUGGUUCUCCAACCGUCGUGCACGUCUACGUAAGCACAUGAGCUCCCAGCAGCUCGCUGCCUACAACGCCCAGUACCCUGCUCCAUUCGAACAACAAGCAGCUGCUUCCGCUGCUGCUGUAGCCGCUGCCUCCAUCCCAACAAGUUCCGCCGGAUUCCCAUCAAGCAUGCAAUCGUGGAGUCAAGCGUGCUACCCACCGACCAACCAAACAUCCAUCCACGCUGCAUCCCAAACGGCCUACAACCCACUGGCCCAAACCAUGAUCCACCCAACAUCAGCCACCAUGAGCCCACCAGCCUCCCUCAGCCCGCCGACAUCAAUCAGCCCGGUCCACAACCAAAUCCCCUCGGCCAGCUCCGCAAACCACCAUUCAACCACCACCUCCUCCAACUACAACUACUUCCCCAUGCUGGACAACUCCCAGUCCUACGCAUCUGCUGCUUCCUACGCUCCGACGAACACCUCCGCCAACGCUUCCACCACCAUCGACAACUCAUCAUCACAAUGGCGCUCGUCUCAUUCAACCCACAACAAAGCCACCACCGAAUGGGACGCUUAUAGUACGUUCUUCUCGAACAACAUGAACCACCAUCAUCACCCGCACCACGCUUACUCCGCGGCGGCAGCCGCAGCCGCCGAAGCCAAGUCCGGCUACCCGUACUUCGGUCAGCUCGGAGGCCUGGACAUGAGCCGCCUGCAUUGAAACAAAAACACACCUAUAAAUUAAUAAUAAUUAACUCACACACCCACCUUCAAAUAUGGGAAAGAGUGGGACAGUGUGUGCAAUCCAAAAAAAAUGCAUAAUUUGUCCCGCGCGCGCGGCCAAUGCACUUGACCGCCGACGGUGCCCCCGCCGUUCACACCCGCCGCAAUGUAGAUAGCGAAAAGUUUCCGUUUUCAGGGAGUUCAUAAAUAUUCAAGCACGCGUUUAGUUCGGUGCGGUUUUCAUGGAGCGGUGCGCGACUUUGCGCUGUAUCUCGUUAUCUCUAGAAGGGGGCUAGAUUUUUAAGUGUUUCAAGUUGGCUGAAAAUAUGUACCUUAGCUAAUUUUUAUGGGCUUUUGCAUGGCCACGGCGAUCGAUCGACCGACAGGACAAAGCGCGCUGCAAAGUUGUAAAUAUUUGGAUAUGAGCUGCCGAUGGGUGCCUUGUUCGGGGGUUUUCAUAAAUUCAGUUUUAUUAGCAGUAAGGGUUAGCUCGAGCAGGGUUAGUUUGUAGCAAAGGUAACAAAGGUUUAGUAGUCGUCGACGUGUGCAGUGCGCGAAAGGUGCGAAUGUAGAUUUACUUUACAAAUUGAGAGAAAUGUUAUCAGACUGUUUUUCACUAGAUAUGAGACAAUUAGACGAUAAGAAUAUUUCUAAAUUAGAUAAAAUUGAAUUCCUUACAUUAAACUAAUAAGUUGAGAAGAUAUUUAUAUACAAAAAUGAGGUACAAAGAGAUUAAUGCGUA